Molecule: messenger RNA, 296 nt
Organism: Desarmillaria tabescens
Lineage: Eukaryota; Fungi; Basidiomycota; Agaricomycetes; Agaricales; Physalacriaceae
Exons: 2
Coding region: 1-267 (88 amino acids)
Source: RefSeq, a predicted model, not a curated record
AUGGGGUUCCGCCCGCAGAUACCAUCGUUCCUCGCCUCCACGUGGUUGUCACAGGUCAUGAUCAUUUUAGCAACCGAGCUGAGAAAGAGACUGCUUCGAGAUGCUGUAUUCCGAAUAUGGAUUGCUAUUUUUAGAAGAGUGAGCUUGCAUGAAUAUUCUCGCUCGUUCUCCCCAUAUUCCCCGGGAUGCUUACUCACUUUAUUAGUGAUACGUUACUCAUUUAUUCUAGUACAUUCUACAUAUUCUGGUAGUAUAAAAGCUGUGUAGUUAGUAGGGCAUCGCUAGCGCGAUUGCCG